AGCUCCUCUGAGGUCCGGGUCACCAGCCGCUGCUCUGCCAGUAGGGCGCAGAACCCAGCCUCGCCCAGCGUCUCCGCCGCGCUCCCAGGGCUUCCCGUCGGGACCAUGCGCGGCCGCGAGCUCCCGCUGGUCCUACUGGCGCUGGUCCUCUGCCAGGCGCCCGGGGGGCGAGCGGUCCCGCUGCCUGCGGGCGGAGGGACAGUGCUGACCAAGAUGUACCCGCGCGGCAACCACUGGGCGGUGGGGCACUUAAUGGGGAAAAAGAGCACAGGGGAGUCUUCUGUUUCUGAGAGAGGGAGCCUAAAGCAGCAGCUGAGAGAUUACAUCAGGUGGGAAGAAGCUGCAAGGAAUUUGCUGGGUCUCAUAGAAGCAAAGGAGAACAGAAACCACCAGCCACCUCAACCCAAGGCCCUGGGCAAUCAGCAGCCUUCGUGGGAUUCAGAGGAUAGCAGCAACUUCAAAGAUGUAGGUUCAAAAGGCAAAGUUGGUAGACUCUCUGCUCCAGGUUCUCAACGUGAAGGAAGGAACCCCCCAGCUGAACCAGCAAUGACAAUGAUGGCCUCUCUCAAAGGAGAAAAACCAUAAGAGACUGCGUUCUGCAAGCAUCAGUUCUACGGAUCAUCAACAAGAUUUCCUUGUGCAAAAUAUUUGACUAUUCUUGUAUCUUUCAUCCUUGACUAAAUUCGUGAUUUUCAAGCAGCAUCUUCUGGUUCGAACUUGAGUCUUCCAAUUAAUGCUUUUUACAUCUAGGCUACCUGUUGGUUAGCUUCAAGGCCCCGAGCUGUUACCAUUGACAAUAAAAGCUUAAACACA
Messenger RNA from Piliocolobus tephrosceles (Ugandan red Colobus), 813 nucleotides. It is a transcript of the gene GRP, whose product is annotated as gastrin releasing peptide. Gene Ontology annotation, biological process: neuropeptide signaling pathway. Lineage: Eukaryota; Metazoa; Chordata; Mammalia; Primates; Cercopithecidae. Gene Ontology annotation, molecular function: neuropeptide hormone activity. The coding region runs from base 106 to 585 and encodes 159 amino acids. The record is from RefSeq and is a predicted model, not a curated record. The transcript is spliced from 3 exons.